GUUACAACCACUGGCGUGUGCGGCUGGCCGGAAGCUGGGGCGGGACCGCGGGCACGAGGGGCCGCGCGAUUGGCGAGCCUGGACGCGGCGGCCCGGAGAUCCGGCGGAAGUUGCUCUGGCCCCGCCCCCGGGGCGGAGCCUGCGCCUGCGCGGCCCGGGUCCCACCGCGGCUACACGCGCGCGGAGCCGCCGGCCGCCCUGGAGCUGCUGCGGGACGUGCACCGGGGCCUGGCGCCGCCCUGCCGGAGCCCCGCGCGCCUGGCCGUCCUCUCGGGCCAAUACCUUUACUACCACUACGGCUGCGACGGGCUGGACGACCGCGGCUGGGGCUGCGGCUACCGCACCCUGCAGACGCUGUGCUCCUGGCCGGAGGCCCAGCCGGCGGGCGUGCCUGAGCUGGCGGCGGUGCAGGGCGCCCUGGAGGACAUGGGCGACAAGCCGCCCGGGUUCCGGGGCUCCCGGGGCUGGAUCGGCUGCGUGGAGGCCAGCCUGUGCCUUGAGCACUUCGGAGGGCCUCAGGGACGCCUGCGUCACGUGCCCCGCGGAGCCGGGCUCCGGGGAGAGCUGGAGCGGCUCUACUCCCACUUCGCCGAGGGCGGAGGCCCAGUGAUGGUGGGGGGGGACGCGGACGCCCAGUCCAAGGCCCUGCUGGGGGUGUGUGAGGGCCCAGGCGCGGACGCCUAUGUCCUGAUCCUGGACCCGCACUGCUGGGGAACCCCGAAAAGCCCCAGUGAGCUGCAAGCUGCCGGCUGGGUGGGCUGGCGGAAGGUGGACAGUGCCUUUGACUCCAGUUCCUUCUACAACCUGUGCCUGACCAGCCGCGCCUGAAUCUGCACACCCUGCCGGCCGUGAGGGGCAGAUCCUGGAAGACUGGCCACGGCCAACUGUUUACUUCUCACGGGUCCACCGCAGCAUCCAGUCUGUGACAGGCAUGUGGACCUGAGUUCAAAGCCAGUCUGGUCUACACAGCAACUUCUAGGCCAGCCAGGGUUAAAAGACUGUUCUGAAAACGGUAAUAAAUUGGCCUAAUUCA
Molecule: messenger RNA, 1033 nt
Organism: Meriones unguiculatus (Mongolian gerbil)
Lineage: Eukaryota; Metazoa; Chordata; Mammalia; Rodentia; Muridae
Gene: Ufsp1
Product: UFM1 specific peptidase 1 (inactive)
Exons: 1
Source: RefSeq, a predicted model, not a curated record